Messenger RNA from Blepharisma stoltei, 1451 nucleotides. Lineage: Eukaryota; Ciliophora; Heterotrichea; Heterotrichida; Blepharismidae. The record is from the annotation of a GenBank genome assembly.
AUGGGUAAUAGCUGUCUAAAGCUAAAGCGCGAGAACUAUCCAAAAAAAAUCGAAAUAAUUGCUAGGGAGAGGACCUUCUGGCUGCGCUCAGCCCCAGACUCAUUCUUAGCGCUCGAUUCAAUGAUACAUUGCUCGGCAAAAAAGUAUUGCCCCAAUUCUGAUCCUUUGAUUUAUUAUUUAAUCACGUACACAAAUAAGAGUGCAGGCUUUCACCUAAAGAUAUUAGAUGACAAGUCGUAUAGAGCUGCUUUGAGAUCUUCUAAAGGAGAAGUUCUGACUUUAAAUAUAGAGCCUCAAAGCUAUCGUAACAUGGUUUGCUUUUCUAUAAAGAAAACAGGGAUACUCAGUUUUGAUUCUCUCCUAUCAGGCAUUUUACCUAGAGUAUCAGAACUUGAAGAAAACGUAGCAUCACUACUGCAGGCUUAUGAUGCUUACUUACUUACUUAGUUACAUAGUUUUUAAGGUGUCUAGUGCCCACACCCCUUAAUGAAAAAGGGUCAAAGCGACAACUAGUGACGUCACCAAGCCAUCUUGGAAUAUGUGGUCAGCCCACACACCCAAGCCUUCUAUGAGGCUAGUCGCCAGAUAAAUCGCCGCACAUCUCACCCGGCGCGUUGCCGUCGCUCGUCCAGACUCAGCUCCUGCGCGUGUUCCGCCUAAGGGUCAUCCUCCCGUGGGGACGUGCUGAGAGGUAAAACUCCGAAUCUUGAGUGCACUGAGGAGUCGUGCCUUUGGUUAUCCCCAAAGUUAAACGACUAUUGCUGUGCAGAAGUUCUCGAGAGAAAACCCAACCCCAUAAAUAAAAUUCCAUGAGGGAGAGAAAAUUGGCAGAGCCAAUUUCUCUCGAACCGAAUGCCAUUUUAUUUAUGCAGGCUUAUGAUGCAAUUUUGAAAUUUUCGCGAUGCUUCUCUAUGAAGUGUAGCUGUCCAUCUUUUCAAAUGGCAGUAACUAGUCUUUUACUGGCUAUUUUAAGUGACUGCAAAAAUAAAGGCAGCAUUUAUAGCUUUUUACCUCGAUUUCCUUUCAUUGAAUUCAAUACUGAUAUUUUAGGCUCUGAAGGGAAAGAAGCUGCAAAAUACUGGACGGAUUUAGUUUUUUAUUUAGAAAAAGUUCUUCCUAUUAUUAACGAGGUUUGUGGAGUAUUUCAAAGAAUGCAUCAAAUUAUUCAAUUCGAAGUUGAUCAUUUUGAGAAAAGCAAAGAAAUUGACUUGAAUGUUUUGCUAGAAAAUUCCAAAAGCAUGGCACACUGCAAACUUAUAGGAGCUCCAUUGGAGGCAAAAAUUAAAAAUAUUUAUAAAAGCAUAGAAGAAGCAGCUUCAAGUCUUAGCAAGCCCCAAAAUCAAAAGUUUCUUAAAGAAGCGCAUGAAAUGAUAAAACUUUCAAGAACAUCUGAUGCAGAUGCUGCAAUAGGACUAUUCGGGCUAAAAAGUAAUCUAAGAACAAGUGUAUAA